Asparagus officinalis (garden asparagus) is the source of this 2794-nucleotide messenger RNA. Its product is annotated as glycine-rich RNA-binding protein RZ1C. The record is from RefSeq and is a predicted model, not a curated record. Lineage: Eukaryota; Viridiplantae; Streptophyta; Magnoliopsida; Asparagales; Asparagaceae. The transcript is spliced from 2 exons. Gene Ontology annotation, molecular function: zinc ion binding; RNA binding. The coding region runs from base 1893 to 2525 and encodes 210 amino acids.
UUACCAUGAGUUAUAACCGCUAUGCUUGUUAUUGAGGAAACGCCGAUGCUGUUAACCGUUAGCUACCAGUCAGGGAUGCUUGCAGCACGGUCGAUAUUGAUAUGCCUGUGCAGCAUCAGCAGUAGAAAGCUUUAUCUGUCUGUGCAUAUGAGAUUACACUGAAUCCAGUUGAUACUCGAGUGUUGAAAGUUUGAGUGGUUUCAUGAUGUCAACUUAUACAGUCAGCUUACAGAUGAAAAUACUUAAAGGUCCAUGGUAGAAUGCGAUAUUUCUUGGUGCAGAGAAAAAUUUCACAUCAUGUGGGUGCUGCUGCUAAAUAGUAACGUAGGCUUCUGCUGAUAUAUUUUGAGCUUGACACUUGUUUUUCUUUGUUAUAACUUUGGAUAUUAAUGGCGUUGUUGCUUCACCAGAGAGGCACGUUAUGGGUGGUUAGGUAUCUAUAUUGAAUGCUGUUAUUUUGGAGAGACUGAAGGUUUGGCCCUGCAUAAACAAGCAAUGCGUUAACAAGCAUGGCAAAUAAAUGAGACUACAGUACCUUACAUGUGAACCAAAUGAAGAUAUGUUUUUUCAUGGUCAAGCAAAAAGCUUUGCAUGUAUUGCAUAUCAUUCACUCGGUGGAUAUACUAGUCUGUAAGUUGUUGGAGGUACAUCUUUUGGAGGAUUCUGCAUUUCAGUUGGUAAUCUGGAAAGGAGAUGCACUAGCUUUUCUAUGCAGUUGAUAGAUGUUAAUAGAAUAAUCGGUUUGAUCGAGAUGAUGAUAAACUUAAUUGAGGAGAUGGUCCUUAGCAUAAUUUAGUGGAAGAGUAGGAUUUGUGUGGCCGACCCCAAAAGUUGGAUCCAAUGGGCUGAUGUGGUUGCUCUGAUUGUUCUCUAGUUUUCAUGCAGUUUGAUCAUCUCUUAUAGCUGGUCAAAGUGCUAAUUUCUCAGUUCUGUAGAGUUUAAACUUCAUGUGCUAGGAUUUUUCUUGUUGUUGCAUGACUAGAUUGGAUGAUUGAGUUGUGGGCAUUAGUUGCUGAAGAAAAUGCUGGUUCCCAGUGGAGCUGAAUUCUAAUGCUAUAAGCUUUUUUCAUUUGGCUCAGCUGAUAGUGAGAUUGAUAUGUUCUUUCAGAAUCAGUUGGAAUGGCAGUUGUUCACACUAGAAGAGUGACCUGUUUUGAUGGUUUUGUUUGUCAUGCUGCUUACAGUGAUUGUACUGUUUUCAGAUAAUAAAUGUGACCAUCAGAUUUUUGUUCUUUGGCGGCGCAGGACUGAGAAUGUUGUGCUGAUUUUGUUAUGUCGAGCUGGUUUUUUGUUUCAUUGUCACAAUAGGUUAGGUUGUUCUUUUUAUCAUGAUGUAUGAUGCUAUUUAUGAAAAGAUUGUGAUGAGUGCAAUAACAACGAGCAUUCCUCAGUUGACAGGGCAGUUAGUUGAUGAACCAAAUACUUUGAGGUUGCUAGGAGGGUGUCUAGGAUGAUUAAGGUUGUAAUUGGUGCCACCCUCUCAUUCAUGUUAUUAUGGUGAUGCGGAUGCAGGUUGCUUUUUUAUGUAUGAAUAAAAUUUUUGGCAGCAUUGUUCUAGGCAGCAUAUUUGACAAGCAUGGUAAACAACAGAGAAGAACAACUGGCUUCACUAUUAGAGACCUUAACCACUAGUGCUCCUUGCAAGUUGAGAUCGAGAUCACCCUUUUCUGGUCACAUUGCAAGUAUUGUAAGACAUGCAUUCAUCCCCAGGUAAUAGAUAUCUGUGAUCAGCAAUGAUCUGGAUGACCAAUUAAUGUUCUUUGGGAGUUAAAUGUUGCUUGAGACCACCCUUUUCUGCUAACAUCUGCAAGUAGUAGGAUGUACAUUCAUAGUUUGGUAGACCUGUGAUCAACCAUGGUCUUGGAUGACAGAUAAAUGUUGGUCUUUGAGUCAUGCUGGAAAGAGACACAGGUCGUCCACGUGGAUUUGGAUUUGUGACUUUCACAGACAGAAGGGCCAUGGAAGAUGCCAUUGCUGAGAUGCAUGGACAAGACCUUGGUGGCCGAAACAUUUCCGUCAACAAGGCUCAGCCGAAGAUGGGUUCAGAUGAUCCUGGCUAUGGCUACAGUGGUGGCGAGAGGAGUUACUCCUCCGGUGCCAGGGGAGGUUAUCGUGGCGGCGGUGACCGCGACCGUGACCGUCCUUCACCUUUGGGCGGGAGCUCUGAUUGCUUCAAGUGUGGGCGACCUGGACAUUGGGCUCGAGAAUGCCCUUCUGCCAGUGGCAGCGGUGCUGGCAGUCGAUUACCUUCUCGCUCUCGGUUUGGAGGCGGUGGUGGAGGGCGCGGGGACCGCUUUGGAGGUGGAGAUCGCUACGUUGACCGCUAUGUGGAUGAUCGGUAUGAUGGUGGGCGUUUUGGGGAUCGGGACCGUUUUGAGAGUAGGGACACUGGUAGGUACGGAAGCAGCGGUGGGCGUGAUCGUUAUGGAAGUGACCGUUAUGGGAGCGACAGGUACGCACCAUCAGGUGGUGAUCGUUACGAUGGAGGCGGCGGGGGGCAGGGGAGGGCGCCCUUCCCCUUAUGAUCGCUGAUAAUUGCGACUGUCACCUUAUGCUCGCUGAUAAUUGAAAAGGAUUUAAGCUCGUUACUGUUAUGAUAGGUGUUUUGAACUUGGUUUUAGAGUGGCAGUUUUAUGGUUUUAUAGACGGCGAUUUAAGCUAAUGUAAUAUGUGGUGGGCAUGACCCUUGAAUUGCUUGCAGGACAAUUCCUUUUGUGCUUAACGAUGCACGUGUGCAGAAAAGUGGUACUUUUUUUAGGUACGUUGGGACGAAUUUCGCUGUACUUCAUUGUUA